Messenger RNA from Paramuricea clavata, 534 nucleotides. Lineage: Eukaryota; Metazoa; Cnidaria; Anthozoa; Malacalcyonacea; Plexauridae. The record is from the annotation of a GenBank genome assembly.
AUGUUACUUAGAAAUGCUGUGGCAGCCUCCAAAAAUGCCAACUGUGAAACAUUCUUAAACUGUUCCACCACGAUCAUCCCCUUCUUCCACUUCAGAAAACAUAAAGUCCCUUUGGUAGAAUCGUCUUCAGAAUCCAACAGCUCCGACCAACCAGAUAGCACACCUGAAGAAGACUUGCUCUGUUCAAAUUUAAAUGCUCCAACUACAUCCGAGUUCCUCUCCAACACACUAUUCUACAUUGGUGGCUUCAUUGUGUCUAAGCUAGUCAAGAAACUGUCCUGUUCAUCAUGCAAAACCCGUCUUCUUGCUCAGUUUACCACGACAACCCAUGACCACAACUACUGUGCCUUAAACUUCAACGAGGUUGCCUCAGCAUUAGCCUUCACUUUAUUUGCAAACAAUGGUAAUUUACAAAUACUAUCAGACUCGGUAUAUGCAAUUGUUGAAUAUGCUGAGAAGGAUUCAAAGCAAACGCCUGCAAUAAUGACCACAAAAUUACAAGACAAGAGAGACUUAAAGAGAAACUUGUCAUGA